This is a messenger RNA of Xenopus tropicalis (tropical clawed frog), 4607 nucleotides long. RefSeq names its product oxoglutarate dehydrogenase (gene ogdh). NCBI's taxonomy places the organism in Eukaryota, Metazoa, Chordata, Amphibia, Anura, Pipidae. Bases 155 to 3220 code for a protein of 1021 amino acids. The record is from RefSeq and is a predicted model, not a curated record. The transcript is spliced from 23 exons. Gene Ontology annotation, biological process: 2-oxoglutarate metabolic process. Gene Ontology annotation, cellular component: oxoglutarate dehydrogenase complex; nucleus; mitochondrion. Gene Ontology annotation, molecular function: oxidoreductase activity, acting on the aldehyde or oxo group of donors, disulfide as acceptor; thiamine pyrophosphate binding; oxoglutarate dehydrogenase (succinyl-transferring) activity.
ACGGGGCGUGUCCUUCAGAAUCUGGCGCGCCCUCCAGUCGAGUGAGGCAGUCGUCAGGCGGGAGCCGGGCGGAGCGGACGGCCGCUUUAUUUUACCUUCAUAUUCAGGUUUCAGAGGAAACUUCCAGAAGUUACUCUUCUACCACAGCAACAACAUGUUUAACCUAAGGACUUGUGCCUCUAAACUCCGGCCUUUGACGGCCUCCCAGACUGUACGAUCCCUUAAACACAGCAGGCCUGCGGCCCCCAGGACGUUUCAGCAGUUCAGGUGUCUUAGUACACCUGUGGCCGCAGAGCCUUUUCUAAGUGGGACUAGCUCCAACUAUGUGGAGGAAAUGUACUAUGCUUGGCUAGAAAACCCUAAGAGUGUCCACAAGUCAUGGGACAUCUUUUUCCGCAACGCAAAUGCUGGCGCAUCCCCUGGUGCAGCUUACCAGAGCCCGCCUCCUCUCGGCAGCAGCUUGUCCACCCUUACCCAGGCCCAGUCGUUGGUGCAGGCCCAACCUAAUAUAGACAAGCUUGUGGAGGAUCAUCUCGCUGUGCAGUCGCUCAUCCGUGCUUAUCAGAUCCGUGGGCACCAUGUUGCUCAGCUUGACCCUCUUGGCAUUCUGGAUGCAGAUCUGGACUCCUGUGUGCCAGCAGAUAUUGUCACUUCCUCAGACAAACUCGGCUUUUAUGGGCUGCAGGAAUCUGACCUGGAUAAAGUCUUCCAUCUCCCAACCACUACAUUCAUCGGCGGCAAUGAAAUGGCUCUGCCCCUGAGAGAGAUCAUUCGAAGGCUGGAGACUGCAUACUGCCAGCACAUCGGAGUCGAAUUCAUGUUUAUAAAUGAUCUGGAGCAGUGUCAGUGGAUAAGGCAGAAGUUUGAGACCCCAGGAAUCAUGCAGUUUAACAAUGAAGAGAAAAGGACCCUGCUUGCCAGGCUGGUUAGAUCUACUCGGUUUGAAGAGUUUCUCCAUCGCAAGUGGUCGUCUGAGAAGCGCUUUGGUUUGGAGGGGUGCGAGGGCUUGAUCCCUGCUCUGAAAACCAUCAUUGAUAAAUCUAGUGAGAAUGGGGUGGAUUAUGUCAUCAUGGGGAUGCCCCACAGGGGCCGACUAAACGUACUGGCCAAUGUGAUUAGGAAAGAGUUGGAGCAGAUUUUCUGUCAGUUUGAUUCCAAACUGGAAGCUGCAGAUGAGGGCUCCGGAGAUGUUAAAUACCACCUGGGAAUGUAUCACAGGAGGAUAAACAGAGUGACUGACAGGAACAUCACCUUGUCCUUGGUGGCCAACCCCUCCCAUCUGGAGGCAGCAGAUCCUGUGGUCCAGGGAAAGACGAAAGCUGAGCAGUUCUACUGUGGGGACACGGAGGGCAAAAAGGUGAUGUCCAUCCUGUUGCAUGGUGAUGCUGCAUUCGCAGGACAGGGCAUUGUGUAUGAGACCUUCCACCUUAGUGACCUUCCCUCCUACACUACACAUGGCACUGUGCAUGUGGUGGUGAACAAUCAGAUUGGUUUCACCACUGACCCUCGAAUGGCCCGCUCCUCUCCCUACCCAACGGAUGUGGCCAGAGUGGUGAAUGCCCCCAUCUUCCAUGUCAACGCAGAUGACCCCGAAGCUGUGAUGUACGUGUGUAAUGUGGCUGCAGAGUGGCGAAGCACCUUCCACAAGGAUGUCGUGGUGGAUCUGGUGUGUUACCGUAGGAACGGUCACAAUGAGAUGGAUGAGCCCAUGUUCACCCAGCCGCUGAUGUACAAACAGAUUCGGAAGCAGAAGACUGUACUGCAGAAGUACGCAGAGACCCUAAUCUCUCAGGGAGUGGUCAACCAGCCGGAGUAUGAGGAAGAAAUUUCAAAAUAUGACAAAAUUUGUGAGGAGGCUUUUGCCCGAUCUAAAGAUGAAAAGAUCCUUCAUAUCAAGCACUGGCUGGACUCCCCCUGGCCCGGCUUUUUCACCCUGGACGGCCAGCCCCGCAGCAUGUCCUGUCCUUCUACUGGGCUCAGUGAGGAGGUCCUGACGCACAUUGGGACUGUGGCCAGCUCCGUGCCAGUGGAGGAUUUCACAAUCCAUGGAGGUCUCAGCCGUAUACUCAAAGGUCGUGGAGAGAUGGUAAAGAACAGGAGUGUGGACUGGGCUCUGGCAGAGUACAUGGCAUUAGGUUCCUUGCUUAAAGAAGGCAUUCACAUCCGACUGAGUGGGCAGGAUGUAGAGAGAGGCACCUUCAGUCACCGCCACCAUGUCUUGCAUGACCAAAAUGUGGACAAGAGGACAUGCAUCCCAAUGAACCACCUGUGGCCUAACCAGGCUCCUUACACUGUUUGCAACAGCUCAUUGUCUGAAUAUGGUGUGCUUGGUUUUGAGCUGGGAUUUGCCAUGGCGAGCCCAAAUGCCUUGGUUUUGUGGGAGGCCCAGUUUGGAGAUUUCCACAACACGGCUCAAUGUAUCAUCGACCAGUUUGUUUGUCCAGGUCAAGCCAAGUGGGUGCGGCAGAAUGGAAUUGUUUUGCUGCUGCCACAUGGUAUGGAGGGCAUGGGUCCAGAACAUUCCUCUGCCAGACCGGAACGUUUCUUGCAGAUGUGUAACGAUGACCCCGAUGUGUGGCCGAAAGUUUCUGAAGACAUUGCUGUUCGCCAGCUUUACGACUGCAACUGGAUUGUUGUCAACUGCUCCACUCCGGCCAGUUUCUUCCAUGUGAUCCGCAGGCAGAUCCUGUUGCCCUUCCGCAAACCGCUGAUUGUCUUCACUCCCAAGUCCCUCCUGCGCCACCCUGAAGCUAGGUCAAGUUUUGAUGAAAUGUUGCCUGGCACUCAUUUUGAGAGAAUUAUCCCGGAUGCUGGGCCUGCUUCCCAGAACCCUGAGCAGGUGAAGCGCUUGAUUUUCUGCACAGGGAAGGUGUACUAUGAACUCAAUAAAGAGCGCUCAAGUCGUGGUAUGGAUGGGGAUGUGGCCAUCACUCGUGUUGAGCAGUUGUCUCCAUUCCCGUUCGACCUUGUGGAGAAGGAAGUGCAGAAAUACCCCAAUGCUGAACUGAUCUGGUGCCAGGAAGAGCACAAGAACCAGGGUUAUUACGACUAUGUGAAACCCAGGAUACGCACCACAAUUCACCGUGCUAAACCUGUCUGGUAUGCUGGGCGCGACCCUGCCGCCGCUCCUGCCACGGGCAACAAGAAAACCCACAUGACAGAACUCAGACGUUUCCUUGAUACUGCGUUCAACCUGGAUUCCUUCAAGGGCCACUCUUAGACCUGCAGCCACUUCUCUCCUUUUGCACUCCCUGACUCCUCAUCCACUCACUCUCACAGGGGACUCUCUAUGUCUUUGCUUGGCCUUUGCAGAGAGGGUGCCCUAACGAAGUCAUUCAGUUUGGUUUCUUGCUGCUAUCAAAGUGCCCCCAACACAAGCUUCUCAGCAGGCAGUGGAGGGAGAGGGGUUGUUGCAGUUGGUAACCAUAUGCACAUGGCAUUACUUCAAGGGCUGUGUUUUUGAUUCCUUUUAAAAUCGUGUUAGAACAAUAGGCAUGCAGAUGCCCACUAUCUUUUAAACCAGAAUGUCUGAAUUACAACUCUGAGCAAGACUGCCUAAAGCUGGGAGUUAUAAUUCAGCCGCUGGAGAGACGCACAUUUGGUGGCCCUUGUUUUAAAUAAAGGAUUUCUGCCAGUCAUAUAAUGCCCUUCACUGCUGGCUGGUCCUGCAAGGCACUGGGAAAGGGUGUAUGAGAGAUUAUUGCAAUGGGCUGUUGGGCAGUUCAGGAGCCAGGGUGGGUCACUAAGGUUGUACCCCUAGGUUACUGCAUGUCUCCAGCCCUUUGUGUAUAUAGAUACGAUGUCGCUGUACAGAAGCAUAUCGGAGGUCUGUGGGAGGCUUCUUACAGAGGAGUCAGUGUUGGGGUGCUGCCCCAUGUGAAUAUGCACCAGACUGCAGUUGUUUUCCCUCCAUAAUUAUUUAAUAUGUUCCAUAAGCCCCCCCCCGUAAAUGGCUUGCAGAACUCUGUGUACAUGGAUCGUUCUUUUACCAUAUUUCCCUUUUUAUUUAAAUAAGAAUGUCCUAUUCUCUUGUGAAUACCCACUUGGCUUCACAGGCUCUUUUAUUAUCAUGGGGGCAAUGCAGUGUGUAGGGGUUUUAGAACAUUUUAACCCUUUAUCUUCCCAUCCUCUUUUAGAAGGUUAAAGUAUUUUAUAUGCAGCUAAAAACCUAUGUAAGAGGGAGGGGGGAUAGAUUGAUCUCUGACCACUGCUGCCUGUUCUCCCUCCUCCCCCACCAUGCACAGCCCCUCUUAUAUACAAGCUUGCAAAUCAUUAUCUUGGCAAAGGAUUCUGGGUAAAGCCUCACUUACGAUCCUCUUAGCCAUCCAUGUACUUUGCACAUUUUUUUUUUUUUUUAAUGAAUACCCAGCAUUCUUUGCUGUCUUAACCCAUUUUCCACCACCCUAGUUCCUUUGGUUGCUAUAAAGUAUACAACAGCCCCUAUACAGCCACACGUGCCAAAUUGUGCCCCCCAAACGCAGGAGGAAGAGGCGGUGAGGAAAAAAGCGCGUCCCAGGAACCAAAUGAGCUAAAGGAUUUUAUAAGAAGGCCACUGACAAAACAAUCUUAUUUAUUUUGGUAAAAUAAAUAAAAAAUCUAAAUAUAUA